UAGUACAAGCAUCGAUACAUGAAGUACAAGCAGGUUAUGCAUAUGACGAGUGCUUUUCAGAUUCUUGGUUAGGAAGAGUCUUUACGAAAGAUUCGUUUCGUACGCGACGCCCCGACUCCGACACCUUCUCCCACACACCUUCGAUUUCUCCCAAGCUUUUUACCCAAAAUUCACAAAAGAAAGAAAAUUAUAAAAAACAAAGACUUUCUCUCUCUAGAAUUAUUUAUAUGUAAAUUAUCUUGUAUUCCAAGUUUAUUCCUUUUUCUGAUUCUUCUCUAGAUCCUUUUAUUCUCGUUCAAACCGGAUCUCUCUAUGCGCCCAGACAAAAUCUUUCACAUUUAAUGCCCUUUUGAUACAGAAUUGAUCCAUCAAAACUCACUGAUUCAAAUGGUUUUUGAUAAUAAUUCGAGUGAUUUUGAAGAGAAAAUGCAAAGGUGUCGAGAGUAUAUGGAAGCUUUAGAAUCGGAACGAAGAAAGAUUCAGGUGUUUGAAAGGGAGCUUCCUCUUUGUCUAGAGCUUGUCACCCGAGCAAUUGAAGGAUGCAGACAGCAAAUGUCUGGAACGACGAAUGAUUACUUCAAUGGUCAAUCUGAGUGUUCUGAACAGACCUCAAGUGAAGGACCAGUUUUAGAAGAAUUUAUUCCCAUAAAGAGAACAUCAUCGGCAGAUGAAGAUGAUCAAGAACACCAACACCAACACCAAGAACCAAAUCAUAAACCCAUGAAUAUAUGCACCAAAGAUAAAUCAUCAUCGUCUUCCAAGAAAUCAGACUGGCUUAGAUCUGCUCAACUCUCGAUCCAAACCCCAGAUCCAGUGGAAUUAUCACCAAAAAGAGUGCCGGUUGUGGAGGUAAAAAGAAAUGGGUGUGGUGCUUUUCAUCCAUUCAAGAAAGAAAAGAACCCAGAGGCAGCUCCGGCGGCUGGAACUGCGAAAUUAUCAACUACGCCUGCCACAGAUCCCACGGCGGCUGCCAGUUCCACGGCGGAGACCGGCAGCGGUAGUGGUGGUUGUGGAGGAAGCAAGAGUGAAGAUAAAGGACAGUCAAAUAGGAAAGCAAGGAGAUGUUGGUCGCCGGAAUUGCACCGGCGGUUCCUUCAUGCUCUUCAACAACUAGGCGGUGCCCAUGUUGCUACACCGAAACAAAUAAGGGAAUUAAUGAAGGUUGAUGGGCUCACAAAUGAUGAAGUUAAAAGCCAUCUACAGAAAUAUCGUUUGCAUACAAGAAGGCCAAGCCCUACAAUCCACAACAACAACCCACAAACACCCCAAUUUGUGGUGGUCGGAGGAAUAUGGAUGCCGCCACCGGAAUACACCACCAUGGCAGCCACCUCCACCCCAACCUCCGGCGACACCAACAACUCGAAAGGAGUAUACGCCCCAAUCGCUUCUCAUCAGCCAUCUAUUGCAGAGGCAUCGGUUUCUUUAAACAAAAGCAAUUCCGGUGAAAAAGAUGGCGGACAUUUCCACCUGCAGGAAUCGCCGUCGACUUCCUCCUCCACUCACACCACCACUGCUUCACCCAUUUUUUAAGAUUCCGACAUGGUGUAGAAUAUUUUUGUAAGGAUGCGACUUCUGAUGUUUGAUUGAAUAGUGUAAAAGUAUAGGAAAAUGUAGAGGGGUAUUUUGGUCAAAUUUUACAAGUAAUGGGUGCAUAUCGCACGUCACAAUGGCUAUGUUCUAACCGUAUCGGUAAAUUGUGACUAUUAAAUGCUCAACCUUCUUACAA
Messenger RNA from Cynara cardunculus var. scolymus (artichoke), 1726 nucleotides. RefSeq names its product transcription factor HHO3-like. NCBI's taxonomy places the organism in Eukaryota, Viridiplantae, Streptophyta, Magnoliopsida, Asterales, Asteraceae. Gene Ontology annotation, biological process: regulation of DNA-templated transcription. Gene Ontology annotation, molecular function: DNA binding; DNA-binding transcription factor activity. The transcript is spliced from 5 exons. Bases 388 to 1530 code for a protein of 380 amino acids. The record is from RefSeq and is a predicted model, not a curated record.